ACUCCAGGACACACACACCUGCCGUCCUCCUGCUCUGUGUGUCCGCUGCUGGAGGGGGCUGCAGCCGCGGCUCAAACACGCACUUCUGGAGGAGGAACCCGCGGUGCGCAAUUACGCACAUGACCAGAGGAAUUUACGGAGCCGUCUGCUGCUUUUCUGGUCCCUGUCUUUGGUCCUAGUUUUUAGACAGCUUAGUUUAUCUAUGCGCAACGUCAUCGAGGCAGCUCCAGCCUGUCCUCAGCUCUGAACUCCUGCAGUUGACCUCCCAGUCCUCUGUGCGCUCAGGACAGGAUGGGAUGCUCCACCAGUUCCCAGACUUCAGCUGUAGACCCGACCCGACCCAGUGCGAAGCCCGAGGAGAGCAACGGAGCCAGCACCACCGGGGCAGCUAAUGAGAACGGCAAAGUGGCCGAGGACAGCGAAACUAUUCCAGACCAGACCCCAGCCGGAGGUGGAGAUGCAAAGCCUGCAGCAGAACCUGCUGCAGCAGCUGCACCUGCAGAAGGCACAGCCGCUGCAGCUCCUCCUGCAGCAGAGGCGCCCCAGGCAGCUGCAGCCGCAGCCGCAGCCGCAACCCCACCCGCAGAGGCAGCACCGCCUGCAGACGCCCCCGCAAGCACCACAGAGAAGGCAGCCACAAGCACAGAGCCUGCAGCCGCUCCACCUCCUACUGAGCAAGAAAAAGCAGAGGCCACAGGUGCUGCCACAGAGCCCAAAACAGAAGAGACACCAGCACCCAGUCAGUGAACUGCAACAUGAAUGACAGAUGCACACAUGAAGGAGUUCAAAGUGUCCGAUCAUGUUCGUAUGUGUGAGUGGAAGUGGGAAUACUGCAGUUGAAAUUGUGUAGAUGUAUGAGUGUGUGUGCGUGUGUGAGUGUGUGUGCAUGUGUGUGUGCGUGUGUGCGUGCGUGCGAGCAUGCGUGCGUGUGUGUGUGUGUGUGAAAGACAUGACCUUGUUGCCAAGAUGCAGAGCCUUUGAAAGCGUUGGAAGUCAGGGUUCAUCAGUCAUCACUGUGCCUUCUUACCCUCUUCUCAGUGGCUGUAAUUUGUGCUCACAGACUGGACACAGACAAGACUACUGCACUGUGUUUAGCAUGGGACACUUGUGCUGAAUUCUACUUCCUGCCAAAAACUGCUCCCCCUUCCUAAAUCAGCCAUGAAGAGGACAGUGUGCACCAAAUUCACCCUGUCACAACUUUUUCUCCUUUCUGACUGUAGGCUAUGAAAUUAACUGUGAAUUAUUCAACCACUUAACACCAUCACAGCUGUGUAGCAAUUAAGUAAUGAAUAAUGUUGUAAGAUAUUGCAGUUAUGUUUUUUUUGUUUUUUUUUUUUUAAUCUGUUUACUAUUAAAGAAUGUGUAAACUGUAAGGUAUGUAAAACUUUCUAAAGUUAAAUCUUAGAUGCACAACACACAAAAUAUAAAAUAAAAGCAGAUUCUGCUGAAAACUGCAUCACCCGUGGCAGGGAGCAGAAUUCAGCAGCAGAUAUUGCCGAAAACUGCAUCCCCCAUCAGAAUUAGCUUGUGAAGCUACAGGAGCUAAAUGACUUUAGCAGCUCAUAUUUGGAGUUAUUCUGGUGUGACAGGGUGAAUUUGGUGCACUUUGUCCUCUUCAUGGCUGACUUAGGAAGGGGGAGCUGUUUUCGGCAGCUGCUGCGUGAUGCAGUUGUUGGCAGGGAGUAGAAUUCGGCAAAACAAGACUAACCUACAGUAAAUUAAUUAGUACAUGUCUAUUCAUUACCUGUAUAGAAAUUCCUAAUAGCACAUAUUCUGAAAUGUCAUGUAUGUCUUUAAUCCAUUCUGUACUUUUCUAAAACAUUACACUCCUGAAAAAAACAAAGCCAAAAUACAUUUGAUCAGAACAUUAUAUUCUGUUUGGUGACUGGCUUUGAUUUGAUAAUCAUUGUUUGUAAUGAAUACUGUAUGACAAGCUGGUGAUUCUCUGAUUUUUAAGGAAUUGGAGAAGAGUAAACGUGAGAGUGUUUGUAUUGUGUCAUGAUUUCUCUCUGUUGGGAAAAAUGACAAACACAAUGAAGAUGCAAUAAGCUAUGAACUGUCCUGAAAUUAAAAAAAGUCCACCUUCAAAAAAUGGUAUCUAAUACUUUAUUUGAAAUGUACAUAAAGGCCUGUAAGGAGACAUUUUAUUGUAAAAAAAAAAAAAACAACAAAAAAAAA
Sphaeramia orbicularis (orbiculate cardinalfish) is the source of this 2178-nucleotide messenger RNA. RefSeq names its product skin secretory protein xP2. The transcript has 4 exons. The coding region runs from base 292 to 747 and encodes 151 amino acids. The record is from RefSeq and is a predicted model, not a curated record. NCBI's taxonomy places the organism in Eukaryota, Metazoa, Chordata, Actinopteri, Kurtiformes, Apogonidae.